Molecule: messenger RNA, 4110 nt
Organism: Carica papaya (papaya)
Lineage: Eukaryota; Viridiplantae; Streptophyta; Magnoliopsida; Brassicales; Caricaceae
Product: Nucleotide-diphospho-sugar transferases superfamily protein
Biological process (GO): glucosylceramide biosynthetic process
Cellular component (GO): membrane
Molecular function (GO): ceramide glucosyltransferase activity
Source: RefSeq, a predicted model, not a curated record
CGAAUUAUAAAAUUACGCGGUCUCUCACACGACUCUCUUUUCUCUCUCUUUUGUCCCUCUCGCUCCUCCCUUCUCUCUCUCUCUGCUUCCGUUAAUGGCGAUCUGAGGCAAACGAGAAUUUGCUUGAGAAAGGAAGGGAACUAGAGAGAUUCUGGAGCGGACAUUCUAGGCUUUGUUCUUUCUCUUAGCCGUAUUCCUUCACAGAGAGGGGAGGUCGAGAGAGAGAGAGAGAGAGAGAGAGAGAGGGAGCAAAAAUGCCUGCAUUGGACUCUAUUGAUUCCGCUCUCUUCUCUUUCAGCAAAGCCUUCUGUAGUCCUUUUGCGGUUUUCAUCCAGAUCCAGGGGGAGGAUUUGGUAUCUGGAUGGAUGACUUGUCUUAUAGGGAUCUGGUCAAAAGUUAAUUAGGGAUGUGUAAUCUGCUUAGUUCUUGCCUUAGGGUGGGCUUUUGCUGCUUAUAUCAGGUACCUGACUCAUUAGGGUUUCCAAGAUAAAUUUAGGAGAGCUAGGGGGAGAGAAUAGAAGAAGAAAUGAGGGAAAGAGAGAAGAAUGCAGAGUAGAAGAGACAGUAGCAGAAAUUUGAAAAUUCUGGAUAAUUCUCAUUACUCAUUCUGGGACAUAACAACCUAAUAAUAGUACCAAUCAUUGAUACGAAGAAAGGACAGCAGUACAAUACAACCGGGUGCCAGCUGCCCUUAGGAAUAUUCUAGCAUAUCUGAGCAAGACAGAAGUAGGUAAUAAGGAAAUACUAACAGAAAAUAACUAACAACAAUAGAAAAUAGGUAGCCUCCUGCUACCCUAGCUGAUUAGGCCAUGAGAUUCUCUCUUUGCUUGAAGGUUGAGUUGUCCUUAAGGUUUAAAUGAGGAAACUGACUUUUCAAGAACUUCCUGUCUUCCCAAAUAAUUUCUUUAGGUCCCAAAUUGACCCAUUUUACCAACACUUAUUCUAUCAGUUUGCCCUUCCUCCAUAUGGUUCUUUUCUGCAAUAUGAAUUCAGGUUCUACCUUGAUCUGCCCUUCAACAUCUGUUUCUGGUAACUGGUUGCCUUUUGGUGGGGGAUUUCCUUGAUGCUUAAGUAGUGAGACUUGGAAGACCGGGUUAAUGGUGGCUUCAGGUGGUUAUUCCAGUUUGUAAGCUACGGUUGUUACCUUCAUAAUUUUGAAGGGCCUAUAAUAUUUUGGGGUUAACUUCAGGCAUUUUUUAUUGCCCAUGCUCGCCUGCCUAUAAGAUUGGAGCUUAAGUAAUACCAGACCCCCUUUUCAAAAGACCUCUCUGUCCUGAUAUAUGCAUAGAACUUCAUUCUGUUAUGGGAUUCCAAUAAUUUUUCCUUCAGUAAUUGAUUCAUUUCGUGCCUUUCCUCCAGCCAUCCUUCCAAUUCUCCUUUUCUUGUCUAUUCCUCUUUGCUCAAUGAUAAAUGGUGGUGCAUAUCCAUGUAAUGCCAUGAAUGGAGGAAUUUUCAAGCUUGCUUGAUAAGUCCUGGUGUACCUCCACUUGGUCAGAUUCAACCAUUUGGUCCAAGCCUUUGGCUUUCUUAAUGUCAUGCAUGAGAGAGAAUUUUUGAUGCACUGAUUUACUCUCUCAGUCUGCCCGUCAGAUCGGCGGUGGUAGGUGGUGCUGAAUUGAAGCCGAGUUCCCAUCAUCUGCAUCAACUCCUGCUAGAAUUGACUUGUAAAAAUCCUGUCCCCAUCUGUAACAAUGGACUGUGCCAUUCCAUGCAACUUAUAAGCAAUAUCCAUAAAAACUCUAGCCACCUUUUGAGCUGUGAAAGGAUGAGCCACAACUACAAAAUGCCACGACUACGAAAUGCACAUAAAUCUAAUCUAGGCAGCUGCUCUAUGAAAUCCAUGGUGACAUGACUACAAGCUUGCUUUGGAGCUUGCAAGGGCUGCAACAGUCCGGAAUAUGGAACAUUUUCUCCCUCGUACCUAUGGCAAGUAUCACAUUUAUGCACCCACUCAGUCACAUUCUGCUUCAUCUUCAGCCAACAGAAUCCUUGUUUCAGCCAGUUUGUAGUAGUCCAUGCUCAUGUGUGUGGUGGUUUGGAUCGGGGUGCUAUGGUCAGUUUCCUAAUGAGUUCCUGGGUCUUUGGAUCUCUUGGAUAGGAUGAAUGAACUUCUUGCAUCCAAGUGGGCACCACUAUUGAAGUGAUUUAAUUGAGUUCUGCCAGGGAAUUUCUUCUGGAUAAGGCACCAGCCGCUCCAUUUUCAAUCCCUCUCUUGUGCUUAAUGCUCUGCUAAUCAGUUGAUAUGAUGAAUUCAGAACCCUUCACAUAGUAUCUCCAGCAUGACACAACCAUAACGAUGGCUAGCAGCUCUUUCUCAUAUAUGGAGAAGGACUGAUUCUUAGGACCUUACUGAGGAAUAGAGAGAUCAAGAGAAUGAAGGAUAGCAUGAGAGCUGGCAAUGCUUUUGCAUUUCUGUGUCAUAAUAUUAACGAGCUUGAGCACUCUAAUCAGGUCAAUCUUCCAAGGGUGACUGUUGUUAUGCCUUUAAAGGGUUUUGGCGAGCAUAAUCUACAUAACUGGAGAAGUCAGAUCACUUCUCUCUAUGGUGGUCCAUUGGAAUUUCUUUUUGUGGUGGAAAGUACGGAAGACCCUGCUUAUCAUGCUGUAUCUCGGUUAAUAUCAGAUUUUAAGGAUGAUGUUGAAGCUAAGAUUGUUGUAGCUGGUUUAUCAACAACUUGUAGUCAGAAAAUUCAUAAUCAGUUGGUUGGAGUUGAGAAAAUGCACAAAGACAGCAAAUAUGUAUUAUUUUUGGAUGAUGAUGUUAGGCUGCACCCUGGGUCAAUUGGGGCCCUCACUGCUGAGAUGGAGAAAAAUCCCGAGAUAUUUAUUCAAACUGGGUACCCUCUUGAUUUACCUUCUGGAAGCUUAGGGAGUUACUGCAUUUAUGAGUAUCAUAUGCCUUGCUCAAUGGGAUUUGCUACUGGGGGAAAAACAUUCUUUUUGUGGGGAGGAUGCAUGAUGAUGCAUGCAGAUGAUUUUAGACAUGACCGUUAUGGUGUGGUCUCGGGGCUUCAAGAUGGUGGAUACUCUGAUGAUAUGACUCUCGCAGCUAUUGCUGGGGCUCAUAAGAGACUUAUAACAUCUCCUCCUGUAGCCGUUUUUCCUCAUCCUCUCGGAAGUGAUCUUAGUUUUGGGAGGUACUGGAAUUACUUGAGAAAGCAGACGUUUGUUUUAGAAUCUUAUACAACCAAGGUUAAUUGGAUAAUGAAUCGAGCAUUGUUUUCAUCACAUUGUUAUCUCUCAUGGGGAUUUGUAGCACCAUAUUUUAUGGCCGUGGUUCAUAUUGCAGCAGCACUGCGAAUCUAUGUUAAAGGGUAUUCCCACGAGGAAACAACUUUUGCUUCUUCAGGGUUGUUACUUGUUAGCUGGUUAGCUGUAUGCACCUUUAUUGAACUUCUGUCAAUGUGGAACUUGACGAGGAUAGAGGUUCAGCUAUGCAAUCUUUUGUCACCCGAGGCACCCCGCCUCUCGCUUGCUACUUAUAACUGGGGCCUAGUAUUCAUUGCAAUAUUGGUGGACAACUUCUUAUAUCCUAUCUCUGCAAUGCGUUCCCAUUUUUCUCAAUCCAUCAAUUGGUCUGGUAUUCGUUACCACUUGAAAAACGGAAAGAUAAGCAAGAUUGAAAGAAGCAAGGAUAAAGGUCCAAAAUUUACAGACCUGGGAGGAAAACAUAUAUAUGGUAAGAAAGGAGUUCCUCCCAAGGUCUCAUUCAUCAGCUCCUUGGCCAGAAAUUUAGCUCAAUGGCAUCAGCCCAAGAAAUUUGAUGUAUAGGAAGUUUAGAGAUCGUGAUAUUGAUCAAUUUUCGACUACUCUUAGGUUUGAUGGGCAGCAGAAGUUUCUGAAGCAGAAAUGCUUGCUUCUGGAUUUUUUUGGUCACCAUAAAUCCCUUGGCAAUUCCAUUUUGAUUGAUUCUAGUGAUUUAGUAAUUGUUUUCUUAUUUUUUCCACCCCAUUCAUCCAAAUUUAUUCUUCUUUGGUCAACCCAAGUUAUCCGGGCUGAUUUUUUAAUAUCUUAUUAUUCAAUUUGACGGAUGCUUGUGUAGUUGAAUUCAGAAGUUACUGUUUUUGUGCUGUUAUUGUAACAUUAAUGCAUAUCUCAGUUUUUUUCCCC